Molecule: messenger RNA, 2172 nt
Organism: Amaranthus tricolor (Joseph's coat)
Lineage: Eukaryota; Viridiplantae; Streptophyta; Magnoliopsida; Caryophyllales; Amaranthaceae
Exons: 8
Coding region: 1-2172 (723 amino acids)
Biological process (GO): DNA integration
Molecular function (GO): zinc ion binding; nucleic acid binding
Source: RefSeq, a predicted model, not a curated record
AUGAGUAAUACAUUCUGCCAAAGCGAGGUAUUGCUCAUAAUUCUUGGGAUAUGGGAAAUCAUGUUUGGUUCGACUAACAACAACACUCCUGCUUUUAAUUUACGCUGUGUCUUGGAAAAAGACAAAUUGAAUGCAAAAAACUUCCUUGAAUGGGAAAUGGCUGUGAGAAUUGUUCUCAGACCUGAAGGAAGGGAAAGUGUUCUUAACACUCCACUCCCUGAACCCCUGCCAGAAACUGCAACAGCUGCAAAAAAAAGAGCUAGACAAACUCUCGAGGCCAAUUCUAUGCAAGUAACAUGUCUGAUGCUUGCUUGCAUGGAACAUGAUUUUCAAAAACGUUUCAACAAUCUUGAUGCCUACACAAUAAUCCAGCAACUUAGAACAAUGUUCAAAAAGAAUGCUCGAUUAGUGAGAUUUGAAGCUAAUUGUAAACUUUUGGAAUGCAAACUGGGCAAGGGAAAACCCUUCGGACCCCAUGUGUUCGCCUUAAUAGGACAUUUUCAAGUCAUGGAAAAGUUGGGUUUUCCUUAUCCCAAAGAGCUGGCCACUGAUAUUGUAAUCAGAUCCUUGCCAGAAACUUUUGAUGCUUUCAGGUUAAAUUUUUAUAUGCAAGGAGGGGAAGCAACCUUGCCAGAAUUGCAUGGUAUGCUUGUUCAGGCUGAAAGGAGCUUACCCACUGAACCUGCACUGAAAGAUGUGCUCAUGGCUACUCCAAAGGCUAAAGUAGCAGCACUACAUGAGUGCUACCACUGCCAUAAGAUUGGCCAUUGGAAGAGGAACUGCCCCGCUAUCUGGAAGAAAAAAGGUCUGGUGCGUCAUCUUCAGGUAUUUGAUACUGCCUGUGGGUCUCACAUUACCAGUAAUGUGCAUGGUCUAAAAAGAAGUAGAAGCUUGAGCAAAGGUGAGGUGGAUCUCCGAGUCGGCAAUGGAGCAAGAGUUGCUGCUUUAGCUGUAGGAGUUUAUAUUUUGACAUUACCCUCUGCUAAAUUAUUAAAUGGGUUAUAUGUGCUAGACUUAGAAACUCACAUCUAUAACAUAAACAGCAAGAAACGUAAAACAAAUGAUUCAAACCCCACUUACCUAUGGCAUUGUCGAUUAGGCCACAUAAGUUCAAAACGCAUAGAGAAACUUCGUACAAGUGAAAGGGCCAAUGACCUCUUAGCUCUCAUAUAUACUGAUGUAUGUGGACCUAUGAGUACCGUGGCUCGGGGUGGUUACAGCUACUUUAUAACCUUUACUGAAGAUGUAAGAAGAUAUGGAUAUGUUUACCUCAUGAGACAUAAGUGGGAGUCCUUUGAAAAGUUCAAGGAAUUUCAAAAUGAAUUUGAUGAUCAUUUGAAAAAUCGAGGCAUACUAUCACAAUUGACUCCACCAGGAACACCACAAUUAAAUGGCGUCUCUAAGAGGAGGAAUCAAACUCUAUUAGAUAUGGUUCGGUCAGUGAUGAGUCUUGCUGAUCUUCCUAUUUCAUUUUGGGGAUUUGCAUUGGAUAUAGCUGCAUUCACACUUAAUAGGGCACCUACCAAAGCAGUGGAAAAGACAUCAUGUGAGAUGUGGACGGGAAAUGUUCCGAAGUUGUCUUUUCUAAGGAUUUGGGGUUGCGAAGCUUAUGUAAAACGUUUAAUAUCUGAUAAACUAGCACCUAAAUCUGACAAAUGUCUUUUUGUGGGUUACCCAAAAAAGACAAAGGGAUACUACUUUUACAACGAAAGCGAAAACAAAGUAUUUGUUGCUCGCAAUGGUGUUUUUCUAGAACAGGAAUUUAUUUCUAGAAAAACAAGUGGGAGUAAUGUAUAUCUCGAAGAAGUUCGAGAUGAGCAACAAAUGGAUAAGGUUAACACCUCAUCAGAGGCGCCCCAACAUGAUAAUGCCCAGGAGGAAAUGCAUUCAACACACUUACCUCCUACCGCCCCAAGUGGAGAAAAUCCACGCGAAGUCACUCUACCUAAUGAGGCAGAAACUUCUCUUGUUGUUCCCCUACGUAAGUCUAGUAGGACAAUAAUUCCGUCAAGAAGAUACAUUGAUUUCCUUUUGGCAGAAAACUUUGAAAUAACCAUGUUAGAAUCAGAAGAGCCUACUAGUCACAAAGAUGCUUUGGAGAGUCCUGACUCCGAAAAAUGGCUUGAAGCCAUGAAAUCUGAAAUGGAUUCCAUCCAUGCUAAAAUCCAUUAG